AGAAAAAUCGCGAUAUGCUGCUCUGCUUAAAAACGGCCUUUACUCCCAUAGUAAAUGACUCCAAGUCUCCAACAUACCUUGAGAGUUGAGAUCAUCCUAGAAUCAGUAAGAAAUUUCUCAUCAGCUGGUGGAUGCAAGAAUAUGAUAGUGACCUGACCUCCAUCUGCAAAUCUCACUUUUACUAACCUAUUAACAACAGGGCAUCAAAGUUCUCCUUUCAAUUUCCUGAGAGAGAUAGAGAGAUGUCAAGGAGAUCUGGGAAUUGCUUAAGGUGCUGCUUGGUGAUCUUUGCUGUGGUCUCAGCUCUAUGUGUAUCUGGGCCUGCUCUUUACUGGAAAUUCAAGAAAGCUCUAAAGCUCAAAGCUUAUUGUACUCCUUGCAAAUGUGACUGCUCUCCACCACUUUCCAUUCUAGAUGUUGCUCCUGGUCUGGCAAAUCUUACAGUUAAAGACUGUGGAAAAGACGACCCGGAUCUCAAGGAUGAGAUGGAGAAGCAGUAUGUGGAUUUACUAUCAGAAGAGUUAAGGCUUCAGGAAGCUGUAGACCGAGAACGCAUGCAUCGCAUGAACAUUACAGUGACGGAGGCCAGAAGGUUAGCUUCCGAAUACCAAAAGGAGGGCGAGAAGUGUAAUAUUGCCACUGAAACAUGCGAGGUGAGAAGAGAGGGUGCUGAAGUUUUGCUCGCCAAGGAGAAGAAGCUGGCAGCUAUGUGGGAGAAAAGAGCACGCCACUUGGGUUGGUCCGGGAAUUAAAUAGCUGUAUUCAGUCUAUAGAGUGCUGGUCCUUGUUUUAUUUUUCUUAUUAUUGAUAUUGUUAUUAUUGUUCAUGGGUAUAAUUAUCUUAAAAGCUAUUACCAUUGUUGAUGGGUAUAAUCAUCUCAAAAGUUAGUCUGCUCAAGGAAACGGCUACAGCACUGAAGCCCAAGCAGAUGGAGAACUGGAAGACCACAAUUUGCAGUUCGUCCAGUUGUUGUGAAAUGUUUUUCGUCUGUAUCCUUAAUUAAUGAAUAUUCUGUAACAUUAGACUUACUGAUCUCCUUUGCUGGUGUAUUAAAGAGUGUAAUAUUAAUAGAUAAAUAGCCUACACCUGAAAAUGUGUAUUCGGCUUUCUACGUUCUGAAAUACUGACUUUCCAUAGCAUGCAACCAAUGUGUUACUUUCCUUGUUUCAUCUAUACAAAAACUCUUUAGUUUAUUUUUCACUUGAUAAUGUUCAUUUUUCUAGGAAUCCCGCUCAAAUUUGGACUAUCA
Cuscuta epithymum is the source of this 1249-nucleotide messenger RNA. NCBI's taxonomy places the organism in Eukaryota, Viridiplantae, Streptophyta, Magnoliopsida, Solanales, Convolvulaceae. The record is from the annotation of a GenBank genome assembly.